Molecule: messenger RNA, 1665 nt
Organism: Acanthopagrus latus (yellowfin seabream)
Lineage: Eukaryota; Metazoa; Chordata; Actinopteri; Spariformes; Sparidae
Gene: sftpbb
Product: surfactant protein Bb
Exons: 11
Coding region: 107-1183 (358 amino acids)
Biological process (GO): sphingolipid metabolic process
Cellular component (GO): lysosome
Source: RefSeq, a predicted model, not a curated record
AUUGGGUGCAACGAUCAAACUGCAUUUCCGGUGCGACCCGAGAGAGACAUCACUGGUGUUAUUAUAGAUCAUCAGCUCUGCAUAUUGUUUUGUGCUCCUUCACAUCAUGUCGGCAGCCGCUCUGUUCCUGUUGGUCGUCGCGGUGUCCGUGUGGCCCGGUGAGUCCAGGUUCAUCAUAGACCCUUUGUCAGUCUUCAGACACAAAUCUCUGACUGUGGACAUGUGUUCCGAGUGCAACCAGAUCGUCCGCCUGUCCACCAACAUGAUCUCCAGCAGAGACACGAAGGAGACCGUCUAUGAAACCUUGCAUGCUCUGUGCCAGCGCCUCCCCAAAGACCAGAGCGUCUCAGAUUGCGACUCACAGGUGAAGAUGCAUUUGCCGAAGCUCCUGCAGCAGAGCCCUGGUCACCUGAAGCCAGGAGAGACGUGUGUGGAGUUCGGACUCUGUGCUUCCAACAAGAAGGAGGAACUGCAGAAACUUCCCCAAGAUUCUGCCAACAAGGACGUAUCCACAUCUGAACUCAGCACAGCCACUGGCGACCAUGAGGUGUCCGGCCCAGUCUGCGCCCUGUGUUUGUUCAUCAUGAAGAAACUGGAGACCCUGUUGCCCACAAACAUGACUGAGGACGCUUUGAUGAAGCUCAUGGAAGAGAUCUGCGAUCUUGUACCGGAGAGCUACAAAGAGCGAUGUGAUGACUUUGUCUCCAAAUACGGCGAGCAGAUAGUCGAAUUCCUCUUAUCGUCCGCUGCCCCUCACACUGUAUGCACUCUCCUGCACCUCUGUUUGUUCGAGGACCAAACAGUUCCAGAGGUGUUCCUCCCCUCGGACUGCGAGUCGUGCCGCACGCUGGCUGUGCUGAGCCGACUUCACCUGGGUCCAAACUCUACCGAACCUCAGACCUCCUCUUUCCUCCAGUCUGUGUGUGUCCAUCACCCCAAUGCCAUCCCCAAGUGUGAGGCUUUCACCAAAACAUAUGGCUCCCGUCUGCUGAAGGUUUUGGGGAACCAGAUGGACGGUGCACAUGCUUGUGACAGAGCUGAGCUGUGCGCUGCGCCGAAGAAGGUGGAGCCGCUGGGAAGGAAUCCUUGUACCUGGGGGCCGAGCUACUGGUGCAAAAACAUUCAAACUGCUCAGGAGUGUGGUAACCAGACGUUCUGUAAGAAAUACAUGUGGAAGAAGUGAAGCCACCUGCAGCUCUGAAAACAGAAGCUCUCAACAAACUACUUUCUUUUUACGUACAGACGUAUUAUUGCACUGAAAGAUUUUAUAAAUGUUAUGCUCUUAUCAGCUUGUUUUGUUUUACAUCUCGCAGUCAGUCAGCCAUAAAACAGUGGUUGUUAAAUACUCCGGUUUGCAUGAAGUGUCACAAGACUGAGGCUGGGAUUCAGUCUGAAACAUCAGUUCCUGUAGUCAUUAACAGUUUUGUGAACUAUGAUAGUCGGCACACCGCUUUAUUUAUGUUAUAAUGAACAUGGAAACAUUGUCCCUCAUUGAAAAAGAUGAGCGAUAAGUAUGUAUUAAAGACUAUUUGGACAACUGCUGAACAAAGUUUCAGAGCUGCUUGUAUGUGCUGUUGUCUCGUUGCUGUUCUAUGAUAAUCAUAUACACAUGAAAAAGUAGAUUGAAUUCGAAGGUUUGUCAUUAAAAGUCAACAUACAAACAGA